Messenger RNA from Paramecium tetraurelia, 852 nucleotides. RefSeq lists its product as uncharacterized. The record is from RefSeq and is a predicted model, not a curated record. Gene Ontology annotation, biological process: lipid metabolic process. The transcript has 2 exons. NCBI's taxonomy places the organism in Eukaryota, Ciliophora, Oligohymenophorea, Peniculida, Parameciidae.
AUGAAAUAUUUGAUUGUUCUCAUAGCAAUCGUUUCGGCUUUCGACUAUGAUCCAGCUCUAGCUAACCAACUAACUGCAUUUUCGUUUGCUGCUUACUGUAAUCCAGAUAACAUCUUAAGUUGGGAUGUCGGCACUAUAAGCCAAUAAUAUCCUCACUUAAGCAAAAUAUAAAUAUUCGAGAACAUAGAACUUGAAACAAGAGGCUACAUAGCUUUCAAUUCCGCUAGUCAAGCUAUCACCGUGGUGUUCAGGGGAUCCAACAACAUGAAGAACUUCAUCGCUGACAUAGAUUACAAGAAGAUUGAAUUUAACACCAUUUGCAAAUGUUAGGUCCACGAAGGGUUCUUCGCUGCCUAUACAUCUCUAAAGGUUCAAUUGGACUUGUUACUUGGUGAGUAUAGGAUGAAAUAUCCAUAUGCAAAAUAUCAUGUUACAGGACAUUCGUUAGGAGGAGCCAUGGCAACAUUGUUUGCAAGUGAACUAUCCAUGAUAGGAAUCAAAGUAUCACUUGUGACUGUUGGUUCUCCCAGAGUGGGCGAUUCUGAUUUUUAUGAUUGGUUUUCAACAUUAAAGGUUACUCAUUCCAGAUUGACAAAUAAGAAGGAUAUAGCUCCUCAUUUGCCACCUGUUAAAUACGAAUUUGAACACGUUAAUACUGAAAUCUGGUAUAAAGACGGAGUAAAUUAUGUGAUUUGUCAAGAAGUAAAGGGAGAAGAUCAAAAAUGUUCAGCAUCAGUCCUGAAUCCAAAUUUAGCAGACCAUUUAACCUAUUUAGGAUGGUCUAAUAAUUCUUGUGAUGCUCAAACAACAGAAUGACAAAAUCAAUUUUUAUAUGACAUCAUCUAUUAAUUA